AACGGCGUGGCUUUGAGGAAGUUCCAGCAUCUAUAAAUUAUAUGAAACUUCUCAGUUGCUCCCAAGCAAGUUGAAGUAAACAACCCCUUUGUUCUUCUUCUUUGUUUUAUAAUCUGCGAAAUAAUGGGAAUUGAGCAUAAAAAUGGAGGAUCAUCAUCACUUGAUCUCAAUGUACCUUUGCUUCUUGACCAGAACCAAAGCAAAUUAAAGGAUUUAGAGGCAUCUGAUAGUGAUGAUGUAAAUUUCAUAGGCACCACCUCUUUUUCCAAGACUUGUUUCAAUGGACUCAAUGCUUUAACAGGUAUAAUUUCUUUUCUUUUUUCUUGUUGUCAUCAGUCAAUCACAAUUUUCCUUUUUGUUUUUUUUUUCAUAGUGUUUUGUAUGUAUAUGCCAGGAAUUGGAAUAUUAUCAACCCCAUAUGCUCUAGCAUCAGGAGGAUGGAUAAGUUUAAUUCUCCUUUUCACCAUUGCCACUGCAACAUUCUAUUCAGGUUUAUUGAUUCAAAGAUGCAUGGAUUGGGAUCCCAACAUUAAAACAUAUCCCGACAUAGGCUAUCAAGCAUUUGGGAGGAAAGGGAAAGUAAUAGUCUCAGUUUUAAUGCACAUGGAGCUCUACUUAGUUGCCACAGGGUUUCUUAUUCUCGAAGGAGAUAACUUGCAAAAUUUACUACCCAAUGUGGAGUACUUUGAGUUUGGAGGGCUUACAAUUGGUGGGAAACAAGGGUUCAUCAUAAUUGUAGCACUCAUAAUUUUGCCAACUGUUUGGUUGGAUAAUUUGAGCCUCCUUUCUUACAUCUCAGCCACUGGGGUUUUAGCUUCUUUGUUCAUCAUUGGUUCAGUUUUAUGGAUUGGUGUGUUUGAUGGAAUUGGGUUUCAACAAAGGGGUGAAUUCAUAAAUUGGGAUGGAAUCCCAACUGCUGUCAGCUUAUUUGCCUUUUGUUAUUGUGCACAUCCAGUUUUCCCUACCCUCUACAGUUCAAUGCACAAAAGGCAUCAGUUCUCCAAUGUGCUGAUUGUGUGCUUUGUGUUGGGCACCUUAUGUUAUGCAUCAAUGGCAAUUUUGGGCUACUUGAUGUUUGGAUCAGAAGUUCAAUCACAGAUAACUUUGAACCUUCCAACAAACAAGCUGAGCUCAAGAAUUGCAAUUUACACCACAUUGGUGAAUCCCAUAUCCAAAUAUGCAUUAAUGGUUACACCAAUAAUCAACGCCACUGAAGCCUGGUUUCCAUAUCACUUCAACAAGCGGUUGUUCCGCCACAUCGUCGGCACCAGCGUGGUGAUGAGCACGGUGUUGGUGGCUCUGGCGGUCCCCUUUUUUGGUUCCCUCAUGUCGCUGGUGGGUGCAUUUUUGAGCAUCAAUGCAUCAGUCACACUGCCAUGCUUAUGUUACUUGAAGAUUUCUGGGAGUUAUCAGAAAUUCAAUGGUGAAAUGGUUGGUAUAGGGUUGGUAAUUGUAAUGGGUAUUUUUGUGCUUAUAUUUGGUACUUACGUGUCUCUUAUAGAUAUCAUAUACAUGUCCAAAAUUUGGUAGCUCAACUUUUAUAAUAUCAUGAUUAGUUUAAAUA
Messenger RNA from Gossypium arboreum, 1564 nucleotides. RefSeq names its product amino acid transporter AVT1I-like. Bases 124 to 1530 code for a protein of 468 amino acids. Lineage: Eukaryota; Viridiplantae; Streptophyta; Magnoliopsida; Malvales; Malvaceae. The record is from RefSeq and is a predicted model, not a curated record. Gene Ontology annotation, cellular component: plasma membrane. The transcript is spliced from 2 exons.